ACGCAUGUUCAGUACUAUCGAACAUUAUCCGAAUGACAGGUGGUGCACUGCUCGCCGUAGGCCGUACGUGAAGACAGACUCCGAGUUCUACCGUGCGUGAACGUGAGAAACGAAUUUGUAGGUAAUAAGAUAAAAAUCCGACCAAUAGCAGGAGAAAAUCGUGAACUGAACUUGAGAAAAACAAUAAGGGACGAAGUGUCGAGUGAAUUCGUUUAUCAUUUGGGGAGAAUCCUGUAGUUCAUAACGAAGAAGUUUGAUCAGUUGUUGUGUGUGCCAUGCUUGCACUUGCUGUGAGCCCUUGUCUCUAGUUGUCUCCAAGGAUUUAUGAUGUUUAGACCGAGCACACUUGUUAUACCUGACCAAUCUAGCUGUGUAAGAGUGUAUGUGUGUUCGUGGAAAUUGUCAGGUGAACGUCGGGGAAAUUAUUCUUCGUGGUGUAGAAACAAAGUUGGCAGAUCUAUAUGGGGCAAUGCGUGUCUCGUAAGGCGGGGGCUGUCUACGCAGCAUCGUCGUACAGAAUCAUGGACAAGACCACCAAAAAUAAGAGCGACCAGAAGGGCUCCUCGAAGAGGGGUGCGCCGCACACGCGUGGCACCGCAAUCUCCUUCGGCUUCCGUCGUCGCUCCCGAGGUGAUGCCUACCUAGCCAACAAUGCCCCCGAGGUCUCCCCGCAGCGAUCCAAGUCGGUGGGCCCCGAGCAAGUUCGUCAUCGAAUCAUCGACGAAGAGGAUCGUCACACCCGUGUGCAGAGUGCCUCCUCAGGUCGUUCGACACCUCGACUAGCGCCUCCGAAGAAGGAGCAAGCAUCGGGCGUUGCAGUUCGCACAAAUCGUUUUGGUUUUCGUUCUCCGCAGGCCAAAUUCACGGAUAAAGUCGGUGACAUCUGCUCGGGUCACUCGGGUUCGCACUUUGGCCAGGGUCAUUACACCCAGGAGAAGGCGCGUGGGAGUUACUUCAACCCUGAAAAAACCCAUGGAAACCCGAAGGUCAGGCCUGGGCUCAGUAAUCAAGGGAAUAAUCCUCCUUAUCAUCAGACUGUUGUCCAGGAGAGCAGAGGGAGGAUGUCCAGCAUCCCCGAGCCUGUCUCCAAGUACACCCUCCACACGAGUCAUCUCCCCCAGCCCCAGUACGCAGUCAGGGUGACGGACUCCAACUCGAAGAUCGCCAAGACUGCUGCCAAUCAGAGUAGGAAGGUAUCGACUGCUUCAAAGGGGUCAGGGGGGUCCCAGUCGGGGUCGGGGACUGAGGACUCUGGGGUUGGUUCCCAGCCGGGAUACCUGGUGGACAACUGCGGGGAGUUCGAGUCCCCUGGGCGGCGGGGGAAUGCUGCCAGACCGAGAAAUCUGAGGAUGGUUGUCAGUGGGAAGAGCUUUGAUGUGAGGGAGGUGGAGGAUGGCAGCACCGUCACUGAGAUCUCCGUCAUUCCUCUGCCUAAGGGGUUCGCUGGCAACCUGGGGACCGGGAUCGUGCGAGAAAGGACUGUGCAGUAUCAGAGGGUGAUUAAUAAGGAUAAUAGAUACACAGAGUCAACGACUUCGAUGUCCACAACAUCGUCAGAGGGCUACGACGAGGGCCUGGGGGAGGAAAAGGUCUACAAAGAUCGAUCUCGCUCUGAGAAGGUUCCCUCCAUAAAAUCUGACUUCAGCCCCCCGAGUUCUGACGAUCCUGAGUAUGGCCAUGGUGAAGCGAUGGCUGACGAGUACUCUUUCAGCUCCAUCGACGAGUAUCGGACGACUCAAGUCCUCAGGGACCCCUUGACAACCAGUCAGGACGCCAUGAAGACCAUCUCCAAUGCUGCCAAGAGCGGUACCUUACCCAAAAACACUUUGAGAUCAGUUCUGCUGACUAUCGAGGACACUGCAUUUGCAGCAGCUGCUGCUACCUCCACCACUCUUAUCGACGAGACGUCGCCGGUCGACAGUCUUGUGGAGAGUCUGACUGCUUCCAUCACGCAGUCGGACAAUCAGACAUCGAAGAGGGAGAGGAUCGUUGAGAAGAGUGGAGUCAAUGAGGAUGAUUCACCUGGUACCCCGACUAAUGCCUCGAAUUCGCUGAGCUUGUCAGAGGGGAGGGAGUACUUUGAUGACGAGAUUGCUGAUCAGCCUGGACUGGUUUUCGAUGACACUAGGGGACAGGGGAAAACUGUGGGAAGCGCUGUUGUGGAAUCUUCUACCAAGACACGUAUAACGCACGGAAAGAGCGUGGAGAACAGUCCCAUAAAUUGCAGGAGAAUCAGCAGAACUGGAAGUGUGAAUACCCUCUCUCCCUGUGAAUCUAUCACAUCAGAUGAUCUCAUGCUAGAUUACGAAUGCAGCGAAGUUAGUUCUUAUGAUGAAGUUAAUAAAAGACUGGAGUCGAAUCCUGCACUGCACGAGCUGGACGACGCCACAAUAAUCUCAGAAUUGGAGGCACAGGGUGAGCAAGUGAUGAGGGAGUGGUCUUCACUCCUGGGAACAGUCGAGCAAAACUCCAACUCAAAUUUGGCUAACAACAACGUCAGUAUUAACACCAACAACAACUAUAAUCCAGCCACAACUGAGUCUGGAAUUUCAACUGCAAGAACAUCGAGGAUUCUCCGCAGUAGGGCAGGAACUGAUUCCCCUCGUUCUCAGGACAGUGUGAGGACAAAGCAAAUUGCUAGUCCAUUCAGACCAGUAUUUACCGGAAAUGGUCAAUCUCCAAGUCUGAGUCUUGACUCAGGUGACGAAGGAAGUCCCAGGCUUGAGAAGUGUAAUUAUCACCAGGAUAUUGUCUCCAUCAAGACUGGUCUCUUAAAGCUCAUGCGAGUAGUUCAGGAGUCUGGAGAGAAAGAUUUGACGAGGGCGGAAACUCUCAAUCCGUUCACCAAUCCCAUGGUGAAUGGCCUCUUCCCGAACCUGAAUGAAGACGGUACGACUGAAACGACAGGACUGUCGAAUGGUGCUCUUAAUGUUGCUGAUGAAAUGGCAGACUUGAGGAGACAAGUGAUUUUCCUUCAGGGACAGUUAGAAGAUAAGGACCGGACAAUACAGCAGCUUCAGAUGCAAGUUGCCAAACAACAAGAAAUUAUGAACAAUUCAGACUCUCCGAGCUGUUCCUCAUCGAUGAAUGGAAAUAGCACUUUAUCAAGAGAUAUUUGUAAUGCCGCAACGCAAACAGAAAAGAUUCGACCGAUAUCAGCGGGACCUUCUCUGCUCCAGUCACUCCCACAAGAAGGUGGCAUGGGGCCUCUCGUUAGUUGGAGUGACUCGUGGAGCCAUCAGAGUGCAUCACAACGUCCACCAUCGCUGGUGGAGCUCAGCAGCAGCAAGGCUCCCCGUAAAAUAACCGAACGUCCAUCAAAAAUAUUAAAACCCAAACAAGAGAUAACGAGUCGAUUGAAUGGUGACGUCAAAGUGGAGAAUACAAAAUCUUGCAUUCCAUCGUUUAAAAAAUUCCCCACCACUUUUAUACCGAGAGCCAAUGGCCGAUUGCACAAUUCGUAACGAUUGAAUUAAUUUUCGAUUAGUUCAUUGCAAUUUAAUCUGUAAAUUUUGGUAAAUUUCUUGCUUGAUUAAUUGAUUACUGAUGGAGUUGGAGAUGAUCGAUUCAUUUGUAAAUACCGAAAUUUUUUAAUUGAUUAAAUAUUCUCUUAGGGAUAUUAAUUUAGUCAAUUAAUUAAUUCACCUUGCAGUAUUAGUACUAAUUUUAUUGCUGUAAAUAUAGAUUUUUUUCUUGGUUAAUUGAGUUCUAUAGAGGGGAUAGUGAGAUUGUAGAGUUUAUAGGAAUUUUUUAUUCCUCAAAGUCUUGUGCAAUAAUAUUUUCGAUAAUCUGUUGGUUCUUUUAACAAUUAAAAUUAUGUGUAAUUGAUUUUUUUAAGUGGGAAGUUCGAACUGAUUAUUAUGCAAAUUUCUCGAACACUAGUCGAUUUAGCGGAAACUUUCAAAAAUGUUGUUUUUUUGUCAAGUUUAAAUUUCUUAAAAAAUGUAUUGACAUUUUCCUCUAAACCACUUCCUUCCGAAGAAAUUUGCAACGUAAUUUGCUUCACAACUAAACUAAUGAAUCAAUCGAAUUAGUGGCCUAAUGAAUUUUAAAACCAAUCAAUGGAAUUCAUAAAUUAUCUGUUUCUUUAUCAACUGUUAAUCGCGUCUCUCUAUGAUCUUACUAUCCAGGGAAAAAAAUUAUUUAAUUUCGUAAAACCGAAGUCAUUGGCAUUUUUUGGUGGAUGAAAAUUGUAACUAAAUGGAAUAACACAUUACGAAUGGGGUUAUAUAUCAUGAAUUCUCCUUAUUCCAUUUAACUAUAAUAAAAAACAAAAUGUUGGUUUUUGUACGAAGAAAAAAAUAAUUACGAUAGCUGAGAAUAGUGAGACUAGUGCAAUGCUUGAAAUAAUGAAAAACAAUAAAUAAAAGAAAUGACUGAGUAAGUAACAUGAGGUGAUAUGUUGACGACAUUUGUAGAUCAAUGCAUGUGAAAUGCGGAAAUGCUUCGAUACGUGAAU
Molecule: messenger RNA, 4459 nt
Organism: Diachasma alloeum
Lineage: Eukaryota; Metazoa; Arthropoda; Insecta; Hymenoptera; Braconidae
Exons: 14
Coding region: 462-3464 (1000 amino acids)
Source: RefSeq, a predicted model, not a curated record